GCGAUAAGAGCCGCGACCCGAGUUGCUAAUUGAUUAAUAACAUCGAUUAACGCUGAUUUAUAUAAAAUAAUUCACUCCUCUCAGUAAGUUUCAAAACCGAUUAUUAAGCUUCAUUAUCAUAAAGUACACAUAAUUUCGUAUACACCUCUUACGGUCAUCGCUUUGUUUUUCUUGGAACUCGACUAUCGAAAAGAACGACCGACCGGCCGUGAAUCACCCAGGAGUUGAAUAUCUGGUAUUUUAGCAUUUGAUCCGUGAUCGCCGAGUUCGUGUGCGUUCGUGGAAGACAAAAAAAGUGACUACCUUAAAAUUAAUCUUGCAUUUCUUAGAAAUUUUGUUUUCUUUCACAUGGAAGUUAAUGGUAAUCAACAGAGCUCCAAUUCUAGAGCUUGGAGUGAUAACCUUGGUUGUGUUCAUGUACCAGGAACACCAAAAACACCGCGAACUUCAACUACACCAGGACACGAAAAAUGUACGUUCCACCACGAUUUAGAACUAGAUCAUCAUCCACCAACACGAGAAGCUCUUCUUCCAAAUAUGUCAGAAUCUUACAAAUUGCUUUUAAAAUCAUUGGGUGAGAACCCAACGAGACCAGGGUUAUUAAAAACACCAGAACGAGCUGCCAAAGCAAUGUUAUUUUUUACCAAAGGAUAUGAUCAAAGUUUAGAAGAGACCCUAAAUGGUGCUAUUUUUGACGAAGAUCAUGAUGAAAUGGUUGUUGUUAAGGACAUAGAAAUGUUUUCAAUGUGCGAACAUCACCUUGUACCAUUUUAUGGAAAAGUUUCGAUCGGGUAUUUGCCAUGCGGAAAAAUUUUAGGUCUUAGCAAAUUAGCUAGGAUCGUGGAAAUUUACUCACGUAGAUUACAAGUACAAGAAAGAUUAACAAAACAAAUAGCUUUAGCUGUUACUAACGCCGUCCAACCCACAGGAGUCGCCGUUGUCGUUGAAGCUGUUCACAUGUGUAUGGUUAUGAGAGGAGUUCAAAAAAUUAACAGUAAAACUGUAACAUCGACAAUGUUGGGGGUUUUCCGAGACGACCCAAAAACCAGGGAGGAAUUUCUUAAUUUAGUUCAAACUAAAUAAAAUUAUAAUUUUACGAUAAAGAUUUUAAAUCGAAUAAAGUUUAUUUUUAAAAGUUA
Messenger RNA from Onthophagus taurus, 1139 nucleotides. RefSeq names its product GTP cyclohydrolase 1-like. Gene Ontology annotation, molecular function: zinc ion binding; GTP cyclohydrolase I activity; GTP binding. NCBI's taxonomy places the organism in Eukaryota, Metazoa, Arthropoda, Insecta, Coleoptera, Scarabaeidae. Gene Ontology annotation, biological process: tetrahydrofolate biosynthetic process; tetrahydrobiopterin biosynthetic process. The record is from RefSeq and is a predicted model, not a curated record. Gene Ontology annotation, cellular component: cytoplasm.